This is a messenger RNA of Etheostoma cragini (Arkansas darter), 2977 nucleotides long. It is a transcript of the gene rarga, whose product is annotated as retinoic acid receptor gamma a. Gene Ontology annotation, biological process: retinoic acid receptor signaling pathway; cellular response to corticotropin-releasing hormone stimulus; regulation of transcription by RNA polymerase II. Gene Ontology annotation, molecular function: nuclear glucocorticoid receptor binding; zinc ion binding; nuclear receptor activity. Lineage: Eukaryota; Metazoa; Chordata; Actinopteri; Perciformes; Percidae. The record is from RefSeq and is a predicted model, not a curated record. Bases 420 to 1925 code for a protein of 501 amino acids. The transcript is spliced from 8 exons. Gene Ontology annotation, cellular component: nucleus; transcription regulator complex.
GAGCGUCAUGCCGAGGCAGUUGGUUCGCUCCACCGUGUCCGGGGCUCAGCGAGAGCUGUGAGAGGCUGUUAUUUAGGUCUGUUACAGCAGACAGAGAGCAGCUCAGCCAAGGGCAGGGGGAGAGUGAAGAGUCAGUCACGCUCAGCUCAGCUCAGCUCAGCCAGGCAGGAACCAGAUCUGCAUUCCAGCUGAGAGGGAAAGAGGGGAAAUCCAGCAUUGGCAGGAAAGGGCAGCAGAGAGAGUGACAGCAAGGGAUUCUGCAGGCAGGGAAAGGAAGGUAGAAGAUCCAGCUAGAUAGUGCUGCUGUUUGUUGUUGUCACUGCUCCGUUGGGUGACGUGAGCAGUGGACGCAGGGCAGGACACAGUCAAGACUGAGGGCUUGUAGUGAUUGUUGCUGAGGGCUGGGGGGGUGGGGUGCCAUGUUUGACUGUAUGGAGGCUCUGGGUAUGGGCCCCCGUCAGCUCUAUGAUGUCACCAGCCGCGGUGCAUGCAUGCUGCGGAAGGCGAGCCCCUUCUUUGCGGGGCUGGACCCCUUCGCUUGGACAGGCAGUGCCAGUGUUCAGUCGGUGGAGACCCAGAGCACCAGCUCAGAGGAGAUGGUACCCAGUUCUCCGUCUCCACCUCCUCCACCUCGUGUCUACAAGCCCUGCUUUGUGUGCCAGGACAAGUCUUCAGGGUACCACUACGGGGUCAGCUCCUGUGAGGGCUGCAAGGGUUUCUUCCGCAGAAGUAUCCAGAAAAACAUGGUGUACACCUGCCACCGAGACAAGAACUGUCAGAUUAACAAGGUCACACGCAACCGCUGCCAGUACUGCAGGCUGCAAAAGUGCUUUGAGGUCGGCAUGUCGAAGGAAGCGGUGCGCAAUGACAGAAACAAGAAGAAGAAGGAUGUGAAGGAAGAGCUGGUGCUUCCAGAAAGCUACGAGCUAAGUGGAGAGCUGGAGGAGUUGGUCAAUAAAGUCAGCAAAGCUCACCAAGAAACCUUCCCGUCACUUGGCCAAUUGGGCAAAUACACCACCAACUCCAGCUCAGACCACCGUGUCCAGCUGGAUCUGGGUUUAUGGGACAAGUUCAGUGAGCUCUCCACCAAAUGUAUCAUCAAGAUUGUGGAAUUCGCCAAGCGGCUGCCGGGUUUCACCACUCUCACCAUCGCUGACCAGAUCACUCUACUUAAGUCAGCCUGCCUGGACAUUCUGAUGCUGAGGAUCUGCACACGCUACACUCCAGAACAGGACACUAUGACUUUCUCGGAUGGCCUGACUCUCAACCGGACUCAGAUGCACAACGCCGGCUUUGGACCACUCACGGACCUGGUGUUUGCCUUUGCUGGCCAGCUUCUACCCCUGGAGAUGGACGACACAGAAACUGGCCUCCUCAGUGCCAUCUGCCUCAUCUGUGGAGACCGUAUGGAUCUAGAGGAGCCCCAGAAAGUGGAUAAGCUGCAAGAGCCUCUUCUUGAGGCUCUAAAAAUAUAUGCACGCCGCCGUCGCCCCAACAAACCUCACAUGUUCCCUCGCAUGCUGAUGAAGAUCACCGACCUUAGAGGUAUCAGCACUAAAGGUGCGGAGAGAGCCAUUACUCUGAAGAUGGAGAUCCCAGGGCCAAUGCCCCCUUUGAUCAGGGAGAUGCUUGAGAACCCAGAGGCCUUUGAAGACCAAACAGAGAGCAGCGAGAGCCCCCCGCCGCCGCCGCCGCCGCCACCUCCACCCCCACCACAAGCCCAAGUCAAGCAGGAGGCCGAGGAUGAGGACGACAGCUGGGCCACAGAGAACGGCAGCGAACCAUCACCGGAGGAGGAUGAAGACGACGAUGAGGAUGUGGGGGAUGAAGAUCGGGACAGGGGCUCGGACAGUGAUGGAGAGCCCUGGGGGGUUCUGGAUGCCAUAGAUGGUUCAAGGAAAGGCCUUGUUGGGAGGGCGCAGUGAACAGAGCAUUUCAUACAUACACACACUCAUGUACAGUACAUACAGGUUCAAACCCACACACACACACACACACACACACAGAUACUUACAACACAACCUCACUCACUCAACUCAACAAAAUGCUGGCCUUACCUCCCCCUUUCGCUCUCCUUACUGCACAUCACUGUGUCUUCCACAGCGGAGCACAGCAGAGCCUUAUGAGACACUUCUAACUCAGGCCACAUGGUCCAUGACAAGUGAACUACAGAACAAUAAAGUAAAGGAGAGAUGGCAGCAAACCAUAUGAACUCCUGGCAUAGCCAAGAGGGAAGUUAACCUGACAAAAAGAACAGAAACUCUUUGAGAAAGAUAAACGUCAUGUUUUCCCCUAUAUUGUUGUUUAUAUCUAAAUAGGGGAAAGGCCAAACCAGACACCAGAACUGAGCAGUUGACUCGAUGGAUUACAACAAGCACAUUUCUCAAAAGACAACAAGAAUACAGGGCAAAACCAAAUUGAGUAUGCUAAUCUUUUGUUUUUGUGGAGAUUGUUUUACAUUUUACUUUACUUUCUUUUUUUCCUUCAAUUUAUGAAUAAGUCCAUACAUAUCUAUAUACCAUUACAUUUUUGUCUUUAUUUGUUAUUCUGGUUUUAUAUAUGAAUCCUUUUGAAUGAGUAUUUUCUUUGAGAAGAGCUUUCCUGAGAAGAUAUUCUGGGGAAAAGAAGGGUUAUCAGAACUGGCUGGGUCUUCCUUAUCAGCUACAUAUGCUUAACUGGGGCUUUUUGGGCACUUUGGCUCACUGUGGAUGUCAAUGAUAAUCAACCCAGAAGACUAUUGUUAUGUUGCAGUGACUUAAUCAGUUUCUGUUAUCAGGGAAUUGGCAUUAUUCUAUUUUCUCUCGUUGUAGCCAACUGAAGCUGUCAAUAUGGAAUUAAGUAUCUUUGUGCCAAAGUUAGGAAAGUCAUCUUUGGAGCAUGAGUUUAACUACUGGCAGGGACUCCAGCCACGAUCCAGCGCUCACCCUCACAUGCACUAACACACCCUUGAUCUUCCACACACACACACAAACAAACA